Salmo salar (Atlantic salmon) is the source of this 3027-nucleotide messenger RNA. RefSeq names its product CDK5 and ABL1 enzyme substrate 2. The record is from RefSeq and is a predicted model, not a curated record. NCBI's taxonomy places the organism in Eukaryota, Metazoa, Chordata, Actinopteri, Salmoniformes, Salmonidae. Gene Ontology annotation, biological process: regulation of cell cycle.
UGCGCGGGGUGGAACGUCUUGACAGAGACACUUCCUCACUGGAGAAUGGCGGCUACCGCCUGCUCUACCGUUAACAACACUACCGUUAACAACACCACCAAACCGCAGAAACAACACCGGAGGAAAAGUAGAGAUACGCGGCGGAGACAAGCGGCUCUGUUUUUCCUUAGUAACAUUUCACUAGAUGGACGACCAGUACAACAGACAUACCAUGGAAACCGAGACAGCGAGUUGUUAGGGGAUGAUAUCGGUUCGACAGUGGUCGGGACGUUAACUGUGUCUAGCUAUGGGACCUUCACUAACCUACCGACGUCUGUGAGCUGCGGUGCCGUCGGUACCUUUAGCGCUGUUCCGGGACUUGGAGUUAUCACCGUCCCGCCUAUCCUCGUUCUGCCUUCGGACUCGUUCAAUGAUGGGACAACGGAGGUAUUUCUGGAGAGGCGAGGAGGAUCGUUUUCCUCGCAGGGAAACCUCCUGUCUCCCUCGGGUCUCCUUCCUACUCCCCUCGGACGGCGGAAGUCCUCCACAUUACUGUCGGUCCAGAGUUGUAAUUCGGUGACUUCGGAAUCGGGACGGAGUCGGACUCGUAACCUGUUGGGUUCCCCCAGACAUCGCCCCGCGAAGAAGGUCCACUUCAUCAAGAACAUGAGACAAUACGACACACGAGGCAGCAGGAUAGUGUUGAUCUGUGCCAAGCGUUCUCUGUGUGCAGCCUUCUCAGUGUUACCCUAUGGAGAGAGCUUUCACAUCAGUGACCCCAAGUUGGACAGGUAUAGGCAUUCAUCAGGGAACAUCUCUACCAGUCUGGAGAUGAUGCCUGGACUCGAAGGGUUUGAACUGGAGCCCUACGGCAAGACGGUGUCAUAUGCCCAGUUUCUAUACCCGACCAACGCCCUGGUCCGCCAGAAGACCCCCACGGUGGACAUUACCAUCCAGGUGCCCCUCAACCAGGUGACCCGGAACAGAAACUACACCCCAACUAGGCUAAACAGCAACGUGGGACUGGACCUGGGUGUGGAUGACACAUCAGACUAUGACCCCAACCUUCUGAGUGACCCCCAGUGGCCCUGUGGGAAACACAAGAGAGUCCUGAUUUUCGCCUCAUACAUGACGACAGUGAUAGAGUACGUGAAGCCGUCUGAUCUGAAGAAGGACAUGAACGAGACGUUUAAAGAGAAGUUUCCUCAAGUCAAGCUGACUCUCAGCAAGAUCAGGAGUCUAAAGAGAGAGAUGCGUACAGUGGGUGACGACUGCGGCCUGCAGGCGGUCACCGUGGCGAUGGCGUUUGUUUACUUUGAGAAACUGGUCCUCCAGGGGCGACUCAACAAACACAACAGGAAGUUGGUCUCUGGAGCCUGCGUGCUGCUCGCCGCUAAGAUCAGCAGCGACCUCAAGAAGCAAGACGUCACACAGCUCAUAGAUAAACUGGAGGAGCGUUUCCGUAUCAGUCGGCGAGAGUUGAUCCCGUUUGAGUUCACGAUCCUUGUUGCCCUGGAGAUGGCUCUGUACCUGCCUGAGAGAGCCAUCAUGCCACACUACCGACGACUGGUGCAACAGAACUAGGACCACACCCACUGCUGUUCCUACAUGGAAGUGAGGGGAGGAGCUACGCCUACUAGGGUCUGGAGACUGGACGUUGGGGGUGGAGUGAGGGGAGGAGCCACACCUACUAGGGUCUGGAGACUGGACAUGGGGGUGGGGUGAGGGGAGGAGCUACGCCUACUAGGGUCUGGAGACUGGACAUGGGGGUGGGGUGAGGGGAGGAGCCACGGUUACUAGGGUCUGGAGACUGGACAUGGGGGUGGGGUGAGGGGAGGAGCCACACCUACUAGGGUCUGGAGACUGGACAUGGGGGUGGAGUGAGGGGAGGAGCUACACCUACUAGGGUCUGGAGACUGGACUGGGGGUGGAGUGAGGGGAGGAGCCACACCUACUAGGGUCUGGAGACUGGACAUGGGGGUGGAGUGAGGGGAGGAGCUACACCUACUAGGGUCUGGAGACUGGACUGGGGGUGGAGUGAGGGGAGGAGCCACACCUACUAGGGUCUGGAGACUGGACAUGGGGGUGGGGUGAGGGGAGGAGCCACACCUACUAGGAUCUGGAGACUGGACAUGGGGGUGGAGUGAGGGGAGGAGCCACACCUACUAGGGUCUGGAGACUGGACAUUGGGGGUGGAGUGAGGGGAGGAGCCACACCUACUAGGGUCUGGAGACUGGACAUGGGGGUGGAGUGAGGGGAGGAGCCACACCUACAAGGGUCUGGAGACUGGACAUGGGGGUGGAGUGAGGGGAGGAGCUACACCUACUAGGGUCUGGAGACUGGUUAUGGAAUACUCUGCCCCCACACCUGGAAACCAUGCGUUUGAUACCAUUCCACUCCAGCCAUUACCACGAGCCCGUCCUCCCCAAUUAAGGUGCCACCAACCUCCUGUGCUAAGCACCAUAAACUCAGAGGCUUUUACUCACCUCAGUAACGACACUGGUAUUUUACGCUCACCUUGAAGAAGUAUAAAUUACACCGAUCAGUCUUCCUACAAUAGCUGGUAUUAUUAUCAACAUACAGUAUAUAAUUACUACACAUUGUAAACCUGAACGUGGCCAUGCUUCCACAAGGGGGUGCUAAAGUUCAGCAGUAGCAUUUGGUAUCGGACGUGAGGUGUCACACUGCAAGAAUACCGGUUAUGCUUCAUACACACUAUAGGGGCUGACCUAAACUGUACCGUUCAGGUUUUCUUUUCUCUUCACAUUGUCUGUUCCAGCAGGGUUCCAGCAGCUAUGGUGGACGUGUAACCAGGCCAGUUUGGCUCGGUUUGGUCUUCUAGUGGGAAUCAGGCAUAAGACUAACAAACAACCAGGGAGGAAACUUCUCCAUCACCUUCCUGCCAGCAUGUUAAAGGGAAAACAAAUACAAGAAACCUUUUUGUUUUAAAUGUUUAUUUAUUAUAUUUCAUCUAUUUCUUUGAAAAAUAAGGGAUGUUUAUAUUAUAACCAAACCAGUUCAUUAUUUUGCACCUCUUUGUAGUGUAAC